AUAUACACUUACAGUUUUGACAAUGUGAGAUUUGGGGUUGGUAAUAAUUCAUCCUUAAACACAUUAUUAUUAUAAAUCUGAACCAUCUAGAGCAACCAUUUCUAAGAGACAGUAUAUUCUCAAUGCUUCGGAGCAAUAAUAUAAAUUUACAAGACAUAGAAUUGGAUUCCAAUUUUGGAAGCAAGCAAACUUUUUCUAAUAACUUAAUCGGAAAAGAUUCAGGAUUACUUAAGGAUCCUAGAAGGGAACUUAAGAGUAGAACUAGCUCCAGGAACAGAGACAAGGCAGGAAUCAUCUGAGAUGGUGAUACAGUUACAUGUAUAAUUCUACCGAUAAUCGGAUUAGUAUUACUACUCUUGUUUCUUGUAUUCUGAGUCUGAGGCUGUUACUGUAUUUCACGUUAUUACAAGAGAAAAGAAGAGAAAGAAGAGGAUAGGAAAGCUGAAGAAGAACUAAGAGAAAGAAGAAUGCAAAGAGAAGGUAUUGAGAGUGGAAUCCCUCAAGCUGAUGAGAACAUCCAGAACAACACUAAUCAAAAUGUUUAUCCCACUAAUUACCCUUUGAACAUGAAGGGGGAUAAGGUUGAUUCAAAAUCUCCCAAUGAUGAAUGGGUUACAAACUCCAAACAACCUAAUUUAAACAAUUCCAAAAACAUAACUGCUCUCGGAAUGCCAGACCCUAAAGACCACUGGCCGCACCAAAACGCCCCUCCAAACCCAGGCUUUGCCAACCUCCCCAUCCCUAGGCCAAACUCCAUCGUUGCUGACUCAGUCCAGGACGGAGUCUUAUCAGACGUUCCUUAACAUCC
Molecule: messenger RNA, 808 nt
Organism: Moneuplotes crassus
Lineage: Eukaryota; Ciliophora; Spirotrichea; Euplotida; Euplotidae
Source: the annotation of a GenBank genome assembly